GCUGCCAUGGGGGCCCAACCUGAGGAGGUUCAGAAGCCUUGCUCGAGGGUCCAGACCCUGUUGAAGAGGGUCAAUGCCUUAUUCAUCAAAGCCCCGCACUCACCCUUCCUCCCACCCCCACCCCCACCCCUCCUCCGGAACCCAGGCUGUACACACGUGUAUGGGUACGUGUUUGGGCACGUGGGUGAAAAUGAUAUGGAGCACCUCCCAUCGCAGCAGGUACUGGACACGGGAGAGCAGCUGAUGGUCCCCGUGGAGGUCCUGGAGGUGGGUAAUGAGGGGGCCUUGUGGAAGUUUCUGCUCUCGGGAGCCAUGGCCGGGGCGGUGUCUCGUACCGGCACGGCCCCUCUGGACCGCGCCAAGGUGUACAUGCAGGUCUACUCCUCCAAGACGAACUUCAUGAACAUGCUGGGGGGGCUACGGAGCAUGGUCCAGGAGGGGGGUUUCCGCUCCCUAUGGCGGGGCAAUGGCAUCAAUGUACUCAAGAUUGCCCCCGAGUAUGCCAUCAAAUUCUCCGUCUUUGAACAGUGUAAGAAUUACUUCUGCGGAGUGCAUGAGUCCCCACCCUUUCAGGAACGUCUCCUUGCUGGCUCCCUGGCAGUGGCCACCUCCCAGACACUGAUCAACCCCAUGGAGGUGCUGAAGACACGGCUGACCCUGCGCCGGACAGGCCAGUACAAGGGGCUUCUGGACUGCGCCAGGCAGAUCCUGGAGCGGGAGGGCACCCGUGCCCUUUACCGCGGCUACCUGCCCAACAUGCUUGGCAUCAUCCCAUAUGCCUGCACUGACCUGGCCAUCUAUGAGAUGCUCAGGUGCUUCUGGCUGAAGUCAGGCAGGGACAUGGAGGACCCUAGUGGCCUGGUGAGUCUGUCAUCUGUGACGCUGUCCACCACCUGUGGCCAGAUGGCCAGUUACCCGCUGACUUUGGUGCGCACCAGGAUGCAGGCCCAAGACACCAUGGAGGGCUCGAACCCCACCAUGCGCGGAGUCUUCCGGCGGAUCCUGGCCCAGCAGGGCUGGCUGGGGCUGUACCGAGGCAUGACUCCCACAUUACUGAAGGUGUUGCCAGCAGGCGGCAUCAGCUACGUGGUGUAUGAAGCCAUGAAGAAGACCCUGGGGGUAUAGGCAGUGAACUAGGUGACACACCCUGGGGAGAAAUAGA
Molecule: messenger RNA, 1162 nt
Organism: Ceratotherium simum simum (southern white rhinoceros)
Lineage: Eukaryota; Metazoa; Chordata; Mammalia; Perissodactyla; Rhinocerotidae
Gene: SLC25A23
Product: solute carrier family 25 member 23
Biological process (GO): transmembrane transport
Molecular function (GO): calcium ion binding
Source: RefSeq, a predicted model, not a curated record